This is a messenger RNA of Cynoglossus semilaevis (tongue sole), 2468 nucleotides long. RefSeq names its product chemokine (C-C motif) receptor 8.2 (gene ccr8.2). Gene Ontology annotation, cellular component: external side of plasma membrane; membrane. NCBI's taxonomy places the organism in Eukaryota, Metazoa, Chordata, Actinopteri, Pleuronectiformes, Cynoglossidae. Gene Ontology annotation, molecular function: C-C chemokine binding; C-C chemokine receptor activity. Gene Ontology annotation, biological process: positive regulation of cytosolic calcium ion concentration; cell chemotaxis; immune response. The transcript has 3 exons. Bases 237 to 1382 code for a protein of 381 amino acids. The record is from RefSeq and is a predicted model, not a curated record.
AGCAGAGCACCGUGCAAAAGUCUGCAUAAGUCGGAAACCAAAAUAUAUAGAUGUUAACCACGAGCCCACCCAGAUGUCAAGGCAAGGCAGGGCAAGCAAAAGCAUUUUGUUAUUAAACGCUUGGCAGCUUUAAUGCACUUCAUUGUGUAAACCAGUUCUCUUCAGAGUGCAUUACUGUUUGGAUCUCCAAAACCAGAGGAACCGAACUGUGGAACGGUUUGUAAAGAAAAGAAACCAUGACUGGGACUCUCGCUGUCACUGCUUUCAGCACAACUGAGAAUUCAUCAACACAGGACGCACAAGGCUCUACUCCAGCUUCAUCCACUGAAAACUACUACUACUACUACUACAACCUACCCGAUGGGGACAUUGGAUUAUGUGUGUAUGAACGUCACGGAGCCAUUUUCCUUCCAGUUCUUUACAGCAUUUUCUUUCUUCUUGGCCUUUUUGGUAAUUCUCUGGUCAUCUGGGUCAUUUCCUGUGGAGUACGACUUCGCAGCAUGACUGAUGUCUGCCUCCUGAACCUGGCUGUCGCUGACCUUCUGUUGAUGUGCUCCCUCCCCUUCCUUGCCUACCAAGCCCAUAACCAGUGGCUGUUUGGAGAUGGUAUGUGCAAAGUGGUCCUGGGCAUUUAUAACAUUGUUUUUUACAGCGGGAUCUUUUUUGUUACUCUAAUGAGUAUUGACCGAUACUUGGCUAUAGUUCAUGCCGUCUACGCUCUGAAGGUACGGACCAGGUCAUUUGGCAUGGUUGCAGCUGCUGUGGUUUGGGUGGCAGGUUUCACAGCUUCAUUUCCAGAGUUGACCUUUCUCAAACAACAAACCUCUGGCAACAUAACUAAGUGCUUUCCUGAAUAUUAUGCAGGCACUGGGGAAUAUUGGGACACCAACGCCUCCCAUUUUUGGCAAGUCUUCAGUCUUUUUAAAAUGAACAUCAUAGGUCUUAUCAUUCCUGCCAUUGUCAUUUGUUUCUGCUACUCAAGGAUCAUCUGGAGACUGAUGUUGAGUCAGAGGUCAAAGAAACAGGCCAUCCGUUUAGUGGUCAUAGUUGUAACUGCCUUCUUCAGCUGCUGGAUUCCUUACAAUGUCACAUCGUUCUUCAAGGCACUGGAGCUGCUGCACAUUUACACAGAGUGUGAAAGCAGCAAAGCCAUCAGAUUGGCCUUAGAAGUGACCGAGGCCAUUGCCUACUCCCACAGCUGCCUCAACCCGUUCCUGUACGUAUUUGUUGGAGAGAAAUUCAGACGACACCUGAUCAAGUUGGUAAACAAGACUCCCUGUAAGCUGUGCCAGAUGAUCAAGACCUGCAUACCACAGGACAGCAGAGUUGGCUCCACCUAUUCACAAACCACCAGCCUGGAUGAGAGGAGCACUGGUGUGUGAAGAGACAGCUAUCAGAUUGGCCAUGUUCCUGUUGUUUUCCAAAAGGAACAGUUUUCCACUUGUCCAUGAACACAUCUUCUGGAAUUAAUUAACGUGACACAAUAAUUAACGUCCAUCGAUAAUAAUCCACCUAGAGGACAUUCCUGAAAAUAUUGUUUUUCUUCAACACUGCAGAAGCAUAUCUCCAGCAGGUGGCGUUGCAGAUGUUGUUUAAAAGCCCUAGUCCAUAAGUUGAGUGGGCUGCUAAAGUUAAUUUGACCUUUUUGGUUAAAACCAGCAUUACUUUAAGUUAAAUGUCCGUUAGGUAAUGCCCUAAUCAUUAACAAUAAAACAUAAGCAGAGGGCAGCAUCCCUGGGAGUUAGAACGCAAUUUUCCAAUAAAGGAAACCAGAACUUCCUGCAUACUCUUCUAUUGAGUGUUUGUGUGUGUAUAUAUAUAUAUAUACACACACACAGUAUAUAUGCCUAGUGGUCUACUACACUGUAGACAUUAGUACAGAUAGCAUAAGGUAAUUACAUGCAAUUGGGUGCUCUGUAACAGAAAUGAUAAAUAUACUGAACAAUUCCCCCUGUGUUUCCAAGUGCACAUCAUCAUCUUCAAAGACCUAUACAUUUAAAUGUACUGUAUAUACAUUCAAACUGCAACAGCCUUGAAUACAGCAUCCAUAUUGCAUUAAUCAUGUAUUUCAACAAAUAAAAACGCGGACAGAAUAGAGAGCGUGGUGAAUUCACUGACUCUCAAGAGCAAAACAUUUUUUGUUGCAUCAACAUUGGUGCUGCAGACUUCAAAAGCAUCUGCAGUAAAAUGUUUGCAGUAAAAAAAAAAACAGUCUGAAAGAGGAAGUGUGAAAGUCAACUUAACACACACACUGUGAGAUAGCAAAAUAUAUGUGUAUUUAUUUUAAAAUAAUGAAUUCUGACCCUUAAUGCAAUGCAAAGGAAUGUGUUAGACUAUGUACCUGAAGUUUGUUUCUAUUUCAUGUUUUAUUUCAUAUUCAUAUACACAAUUGUAAAUAAUUGUAAUUCAAUAUGGCGGCAACUGGAGUGGUGACUAUUUUACAGAAAAUAAACAGCUGUAAUUUUUAA